AUGGGCAUCAUCGGGGAGAUGAUGGACAUAGAUUUCGUAGCCUCCACAGGCGAUAACUUCUAUGACAAUGGACUCACCGGGGUUGACGAUCCGGCAUUCGAUGAGUCGUUCUCCAAAAUCUACACAGCGCCGAGUUUGCAAAAGCAAUGGUACAAUGUUUUGGGCAACCAUGACUAUAGGGGAGAUGUUGAGGCACAACUUAGCCCCAUCCUCAGAGCAUUGGACAGCAGAUGGCUCUGCUCGAGAUCUUUCAUUGUCAAUGCCGAAAUUGUGGAUAUCCUGUUUGUGGACACAAACCCUUUUGUUGAUGAGUACUUCACAAAGCCAGGAGGCUAUAACUAUGACUGGAGAGCGGUAUUGCCCAGAGAAAAGUAUCUCUCCAAUCUCCUCAAGGAUGUGGAUUCAGCUUUGAAAGAAUCAAGGGCAAAAUGGAAGAUUGUGGUGGGACACCAUACCAUCAAAACUGCUGGAAUCCAUGGGAACACGGAGGAGUUGGUAAAGCAGCUUCUUCCAAUCCUUGAGGAGAAUAAUGUCGAUCUGUACAUCAAUGGCCAUGAUCAUUGCUUGGAGCACAUAUCAACUGCCGACAGCCCAAUCCAAUUUUUGACAAGUGGCGGUGGGUCGAAGGCGUGGAGGGGGGUGAUGAAAUGGCCGGCAAAUCCGGAUGAGGUCAAGUUCUAUUACGACGGGCAAGGCUUCAUGUCCGUGAAAAUCACUCCGGCCCAGGUCGACGUCGCGUUUUACGACGUUUCCGGCAGCGUCUUGCACACGUGGAGCAGGACCAAGGAAAUUUUCUCCAUCGUGUAG
Eucalyptus grandis is the source of this 807-nucleotide messenger RNA. Its product is annotated as purple acid phosphatase 3. Lineage: Eukaryota; Viridiplantae; Streptophyta; Magnoliopsida; Myrtales; Myrtaceae. Bases 1 to 807 code for a protein of 268 amino acids. The transcript is spliced from 6 exons. Gene Ontology annotation, molecular function: ferric iron binding; ferrous iron binding; acid phosphatase activity. The record is from RefSeq and is a predicted model, not a curated record.